This is a messenger RNA of Colletotrichum karsti, 633 nucleotides long. RefSeq lists its product as uncharacterized. The coding region runs from base 1 to 633 and encodes 210 amino acids. NCBI's taxonomy places the organism in Eukaryota, Fungi, Ascomycota, Sordariomycetes, Glomerellales, Glomerellaceae. The record is from RefSeq and is a predicted model, not a curated record. Gene Ontology annotation, biological process: N-acetylglucosamine metabolic process. Gene Ontology annotation, cellular component: cytoplasm. The transcript is spliced from 2 exons.
AUGGGCGACAUACCGGUCGUCGAUGCUCCCUUUCCGCUGACGGACGUCGACAAGUGGGUCCUCUCACAGACCGACGAGGAGUUCAAGGAGCAUGACUGGGAAGAGCUGAAGGAGAUCAUCAAGACCAACAAGCUGGAAGUAUUGAAGCGCAAGCCCUCAGACCUGCGCCGGUACAUGAAGUGGACGGCCGAGACUAAGGCCGAGUAUGGCUCCAUGACCAAAUACCUCCUUGCCAACCGGUUGCCCCAGACCUGGGGCGAGCCGCCAUUCAGCCCCAAGUCGCUCAUUCCCUUUGAGGACCCUUCCGACUACCGAGUUCUCGUCAACGACUGGCCGUAUGGACUCGACCCAGAGAUCACCCACAUCGUGGUCUGGUCUCGUACCAUUAUCCCCACUGAUGCCGAGACGGGAGACAUGACGCCAGAGAGCAGGAACAUCACGCAGAGAUUCGUCGACAGGUACUUUGUCGAGAGCCUCGGCGAGGGCGGAGAGGAUCGAGUUGUCUGGUUCAAGAACUGGGUCGCCCUGCAAAGCGUACGGGCUCUCGAGCAUAUCCACGUCCUUGUGCGAAACGUAGACCCCGAGGUCAUUAAGAAGUGGGCCGAGGAGCAGCCAUGGCAUAGACAGAACUGA